AAUGUCAGUACUAUCCAAUUUACUGAACUAAAACAGCAGAUGUGCAGCAGUCACUGAACUACUUAAGAUCCUUGCUGUUUAAAACUUUUUAACAUUGACACGGUUGACAGGGAUGUUGUACAAACUGACCUCUCUAAAGACAAUUUUUACAAUUUGCUUCACAGUAGUUUGUGUAUUUUGCAUGAACUGCAAUGGUGAUACGGAUAUUGUCAAUACCACACAUGGAAAAGUAAAAGGGGUGCAGGUUUCAGUGUUCUCUGGAAUAAUAACAGCUUACCUUGGAAUACCAUAUGCAGAGCCACCAACUGGUGAUUUAAGAUUUAAGAAGCCUGAGCCACGCAAACCAUGGUUAGAGAUAUGGAAUGCCUCACAAUAUGGAAACUCAUGCUAUCAAACAGUUGAUGACAUAUUUCCUGGUUUUUCUGGAGCUGAAAUGUGGAAUCCAAACACUCAACUCAGUGAAGAUUGCCUGUACCUUAAUAUAUGGAUCCCAACUCCAAAGCCAAGAAAUGCAAGUGUUAUGGUUUGGAUUUAUGGUGGUGGAUUUGAAACAGGGACAUCAUCUCUUGAUUUGUAUGAUGGGAAGUUUCUGGCCAGGACGGAACGUGUUAUUGUAGUGUCCAUGAACUACAGAUUAGGUGCACUGGGUUUUUUAGCUUUUCCAGGAAAUAGUGAAUCUCCAGGAAAUGUUGGUCUCUUUGAUCAGAGAUUAGCUCUUCAGUGGGUUUAUGAGAAUAUUGCAGCAUUUGGUGGAAAUCCCAAGAGCAUAACCAUUUUUGGAGAAAGUGCUGGGGGAGCCUCUGUUAGUUAUCAUAUGCUUUCCCCAAAAAGUCAUGGGUUUUUCACAAGAGCUAUUAUGCAAAGUGCAACAGCUAAUGCUCCUUGGGCUGUUACAACUAAAACUGAAGCCCACAGUAGAGCUUUGACAUUAGCCAAUCUUCUGAAUUGUUUUUAUAGGAAUGAAACAGAAAUCAUUGUUUGCCUUCGAAGUAAGAGUCCAGAAGAAAUAUGUGAAAAAGCUGCUUCAGUUCUUCCACACAGAUCAGUGAUAGAAGUUUAUUUUCCUCCUACUGUCGAUGGAGAUUUUCUUAUAGAAAUGCCAGAAGUAUUAAUGCAACUUGGUCAAUUAAAAAAGAAAACACAAAUAUUAACUGGGGUUAACAAAGAUGAGGGCUCAUAUUUCUUAGUAUAUGGACUACCCGGAUUUAGUAAAGAUCACGAGAGUUUUAUAAACAGGACACAAUUUCAAGAAAGUGUCAAACUAGCAUUUCCAAAAGCAACCGAACUCGCUCUAGAUUCUGUCCUUUUUCAUUAUACUAACUGGGAAGAUGAACAGAAUCCAUCUCAUAAUCGGGAUGCCAUGGAUGAUAUUGUCGGAGAUUACAAUUUCAUAUGCCCAUUGUUGGAAUUCACCAAAUGGAAUUCUGAACUUGGUAACAAGGCUUAUUUAUACUACUUCCAUCACAGAUCUUCAAAACUAACCUGGCCUGGAUGGAUGGGUGUUAUGCAUGGCUAUGAAAUCGAAUUUGUAUUUGGAAUACCAAUGUACAGAAGACUUAAUUAUACCAAGGCAGAAGAAACUCUGAGCCGCACUUUAAUGAGAUACUGGGCAAAUUUCGCAAAAACAGGAAAUCCAAACGGGGCACAGUCUUUGGAAAACAGAUGGCCUGUCUUCACGCUCGAUGAGCAGCAUUACCUUCUGUUAGGCACAGAAGACUCAAAGACAAAUCGGAAAAUGCGUGCCAAACAGUGCAGAUUCUGGAACAAAUUCUAUCCCAAAGUCCUGCAAAUCACAGGAAAUAUUGAUGAAGUAGAACGGCAGUGGAAAGCUGAAUUCCAUCGCUGGAACAAUUACAUGAUGGACUGGAAAAAUCAAUUUAAUGACUAUAGCAGUAAGAAAGAAAGCUGUGAUGGUCUCUAAUUAAAAAGCUUUACCCUUUAAAAAAAUCACCAUAUUAUGAUUAGUUGAUAUAAACAUGUUGGUAGUCGUUUAAGGUUUACCCAUGUUGCUUUAAAAAUGAAUGAACACAAAAUCGAAACCGAUAUUGAUGCCAUAAGAUGAUUUACAAGAAACGUAGAUGGCAAGCUUGCAGUCUUGUUGCUGUUUUGGGACAGGACACUAAAAGGAUUUAUGAAGUGACAAUCAAAAGUAUAAUACUGUAAAAGGUGCUGACAAUAAAAGUCAGCUGCCAGCACAGCACUGUCACAAUGCACUAAAGGAGAGGAGCUCCUUUGGAAAUAUUGCCUGUAGGAAUUUAUCUAUAGGUAGUGAUCAGUUUUGAAGUGAAGGAAAAGUCUACUGGCUGCAAUAUUUUUGAAAAGAAAGGAUAACGUGCUCAAAAUCAGACAUGUCAAUUCUUAUGUGUCAGUGUCCUUUGUUUAAAAGAAAAGCACAUUUCUUUUGUAUUUAUUUAUCUUUUUUUGCAAACCCUAUUAACAUUUAACAACUUUCUAAGUCUGUACUGGAGAGUAGAGGGAUGGUACCUUAAAAAUGCCUGACAAGUCCCUGCUCACUGAGUUAUUUUAUUGGUUGUCCAGCAGCGCUGGCAUUCUAGUCUUAGAUUAGAAAAGGAAGAGCUGGUUAGUUCAGAUUUAAAAUAUAAAAAGUGGUGAAGAUUAAGAAAUACACAAGCUAUGAUGGUCUACUGUCCUUUUUCUUUUUAAUAAAAAUAAUAUAUGUGUGUAGAAGCAA
Xenopus laevis (African clawed frog) is the source of this 2692-nucleotide messenger RNA. It is a transcript of the gene bche.L, whose product is annotated as butyrylcholinesterase L homeolog. The record is from RefSeq and is a predicted model, not a curated record. NCBI's taxonomy places the organism in Eukaryota, Metazoa, Chordata, Amphibia, Anura, Pipidae. Bases 113 to 1921 code for a protein of 602 amino acids. Gene Ontology annotation, biological process: acetylcholine catabolic process; choline metabolic process. Gene Ontology annotation, molecular function: carboxylesterase activity; cholinesterase activity; acetylcholinesterase activity. Gene Ontology annotation, cellular component: extracellular region; plasma membrane. The transcript is spliced from 4 exons.